This is a messenger RNA of Paramuricea clavata, 12997 nucleotides long. NCBI's taxonomy places the organism in Eukaryota, Metazoa, Cnidaria, Anthozoa, Malacalcyonacea, Plexauridae. The record is from the annotation of a GenBank genome assembly.
AUGUUGGUUAAAACUUGUAAUUGUUAUACAGAACAGUCCAAAAUCAAUCCUUCAGUUUUGGCAUUUGAACAAGAAUUGGAAAACAUUUUGCUCAAGUUUGCCAAACGUAACUCAAGUGGAGAUGGUUAUCAAGUUAAGGAUGAUAUUGGGAAAAGGUUAUAAUUGUGUACAGUACUAGUAUUAAUUAAAUUGACUUGGACCAAGGGAAAUAGUAUGCCAAUGUUUCCCAAGGCAAUUAAUUGGGCAAAGCUGAGGGAAACAUUGGCAGUUCAGAGUCCACAAAAGAUGCUCUUUCCCAAAAGUCUGUCAAUAAAUAAUUUUAAUAUAUUGAGUGAAGGCCCUUUGUUAGGAAGUUAGGAAUAUUUAAUUGGCAAUAUAAAUACAUUUAUACAAUUAUACAGUAUAAGUAACUUGCAUCUAAAUAUAUGAACAAUUAAAGAUAAAUAUAUGAAGCAUUGUCUAUUCUGAUAAGAAUAGUAGGUUUUUGGGCAAUUUUACUCGAUAUAACUAAUUGAUUCCGUCAACAAUUAGUUAUAUUGAAUGAGAUGCCAAAUAUUCUGGUAUUUACCCAUACAUUAUACAUUUGCAUCACCUUAGUAUUUUAUUACAUGAUUUUGGGGUUAGAGCUCAACAGCUGUCUGUCUAUAGCUCAGUUGGUCAGAGUGCUGCACCAGAAUUGGAGGACUGCAGGUUUAGUUCCUGCCAGAGAGCUGUUUAAUAGUUGCAUUUUUGGCAACUGCUCCUUGUUAGGUCUGAUAAAUGUAUAUAAAAAUUCCACUCAUUCAACAAUACACCCUUUCGAUAGUUAUGGCAUUUAGCCUGGGAGCCUCGCUCUCAUGAAUACUGAGCCAGUCACCUUGCAUAAUUUACUAAUGAGAGCGAGGCUCCAAGACCAAAAAGUAUGUGUGAUCUAAUUAUCGAAAGGGUGUAUUGGUAAGAAUAUUUCCAAGUGCAACUUGCAGUUUGUAACAACCAUAAUAAAUGGACCAUUUGCAUUAUAGACUAAAUUUUUAUCUAAACAAGUCUAGACAAAAAUUUCAUCAAAGCUAGAAAGAGCAUCACAAAAUUAGUAAUAUUCCAAAUGUGAAAUGUUGUAAAAUGCGGAUAAUAUAGACAUGCGAAGUUUGUCGUUUUUCAGUCAUUUUGUAUUACGCAUGGGGGAAAUUGGCAGCCCAAUCGGGUGUUGGGGCAUGAAUUUCCCGUUUGUAAUACCAAAUGACUGAAAAUUGCAAAUUCGAUCGCAAGGCUAUAUUAUCCGCAUUUUACAACAUUUUGCAACAAAACUUUGGAAUAUUACUAAUUUUGUGAUGCUCUUUCAAGCUGUGACGAAAUUUUUGUCUGGACCAAAAUUUAGUCUAUAAUGCAAAUGGUCCAUUAGCUCAGCCAAUAUUCUUAAAUCUCUACCUUGAAUGUAAGCUAUAAUAUUUUUUUUAGAAAACUUGAUUUCUCAAAGCUUUUUAAGGAGUUCAAACCUCGUCUCCAGCAUCAGUAUUUUGUAGAGAAACUCAUGCAGAUUGGAAGCUUUUUGUAUUCAAUAAAGGUUUGUCAUCAUGCAGAAAGUGAUGUGUGUGCAUUUUGGACAGUAUUAUUUAGUGUUAUUCCCUCUGUUAAAACCUCAUGAAUUGAUGCACUACUUUCUUAAUAGGCAUUUCAGUUGGCAAAAUUCCAAUGUUUUACUCGUUAUCUGCAAGAAGUAUCAUCUGACUUCACAUGUAUUGAGUCUGUUGCUGAAAAUAAUUUUCAAACAUUUCAAGAAAGGUUCUUUCCAAAUGGCUUAGAUGAUGCACAGGCAGUUGACACUGUAAGCCCUAAUAAUCUAUGCAUUGCUUUUUAAUUUAAAAUUCAUGCAUUGUAAUCAUAGUAUGAUGAUGAUUGAUGAUGGUGGUGAUGUUGGUGAUGGUGGUAAUGAUGAUGGUGGUAAUGAUGAUGAUGGUGGUGAUGAUGGUGUGAUGAUGGUGUGAUGUUGGUGAUGAUGGUGGUGAUUGAUGUUGGUGAUGGUGAUGAAGGUGCAUGGCAGUUGUGAUGAUGUGGUGGUGGUGAUGAUGAUGGUGAUAAUAGUGAUUGCAUGGUGGUGGACUUGUGGUGAUGAUGGUGUAAUGCUGGUGCUGAUGAUGGUGGUAAUGAUGGUGAUGAUGAUGUUGAGAUUGUAAUAAUGGUAGUGGUGAUGAUGAUGGUGAUAAUAGUGAUUGCAUGGUGGUGGACUUGUGGUGAUGAUGGUGUAAUGCUGGUGCUGAUGAUGGUGGUAAUGAUGGUGAUGAUGAUGUUGAGAUUGUAAUAAUGGUAGUGGUGAUGAUGAUGGUGAUAAUAGUGAUUGCAUGGUGGUGGACUUGUGGUGAUGAUGGUGUAAUGCUGGUGCUGAUGAUGGUGGUAAUGAUGGUGAUGAUGAUGUUGAGAUUGUAAUAAUGGUAGUGGUGAUGAUGAUGGUGAUAAUAGUGAUUGCAUGGUGGUGGACUUGUGGUGAUGAUGGUGUAAUGCUGGUGCUGAUGAUGGUGGUAAUGAUGGUGAUGAUGAUGUUGAGAUUGUAAUAAUGGUAGUGGUGAUGUUGGUGGUGAUAGUCAUGGUAAAAGUGAUGGUAAUGAUGAUGAUCAAAUGUUUGCAUUACUUUAUUCUAACUUAGAUCAAAGUUCUUUAUGAAGACACAAUGUGCUCUUAUGAACUGCUAACAGUAUGGGAUCCUAAACUUCAGGUAGGUAAUAAGAGUUGGGAUCUUCUAAAGUUCUCUCGUAUAUUUUUCCAGGCACUGUUUUACGAACUGAAUGUACCUCAAUCUGUUAAUUGCGACAUCAUGUAAUAAUUGCUGAUAAUUUUAGAACACAGACUCUGUCCAUCGAUGUUUGAAACUUCUGAAGAUUCUCAUGCUUACAACUCAACUGGCAUUGCAUCAAGAAUCAUUUAGUUGGCUUGUGUACAAUGGUAUGAUAUAUGUUACAUUCUAUGGCAUUAACGGUUUUAAUGUACAUUUUUUACAUCAAAUUAUAAAGUUUCUUGUGCGUUAGCGGAUUAAAAUAGUUAAAGCAUACAUGAAUGGAUGCCAUGCAUACGUAGAAAAAUUAAAACUGUCAGCGAAGUUCUUCACCUCAUCACACAGAGUCUUCCUGGUGUAUAAUCAGGGCUUGAAAAUAACGUUCCCAAAGUUCCCGAUCAUGGUGAUCAGCAGUCAUGACUUUCCUGCUUUUUCAGGUUGGAAACCCUGCUUUUCCGCCGAUCAUAAGCAAUUUUUUGCCGAUCAUUGAUCGAUCGGAUCGGCUGUUAUUUCAAGCUCUGCUGUAUUAUUCUCAUUCAGGUACCAUUCAUAUUUACACAAUCUCGCGACAACUGAUGGUAACUGGCCGAAGCAGCAUGGUAGGUUUUAAAAAAUUCUCGGAUAUUUACUUGAAUUGAUAAAAACUAUAUCUUCAUAUCUCUGAGAAUGAAUCUUAUUCAGUAUAUCACACGAUCUUUUUUAGAUUCUAGAAUACAUGCUGUGGGCAUGUAUGUGUAUGGAAGGUUCAAUUCCUUUGCUCACGUUGAAAUACAUUCCUUGGAGAAGCACACUGUACGCUACAGUAUCCCUCUGUUACCUCGACUGUAAGGAAUCUCAACACGCAGAGACAUUCGCUCGCCGUGCCAUGAAGAAAAUCACGGAACUCGCAGACAUUGAAGAAAUAAGUACAUCCGUUUCGACUCCUGAAACUAAGGCAAUAUUCCAGGCUGCUAAAGUUAAGAUUAAUGUUCUAAUUUAUCAACGUGUCGUGUUCGAAUCUCGUAAGCGACCUAAAGGAUUGUUACGACCCAAAAUGCGAGCUCCUCUAAGAGAAGCUUUGCAUGUAAGUCUGUCUGUGAUAAUUAGGUUACUAACUAUGUUUUUGCUGAAAUUAUGUCUUUUCCAUCAGUCAGUCAGUGAGUUGGUUGGUUCGUCGGUUUUGCAGCCAACCAUCCAAUCAUUGAGUCAGUGCAUUGAUUUUUAAUUUUUUUUUUUUUGCAGUCCAACUGGCCGAGAAACCAGACAGAGAGGCUGUUAGCAGAUCUAUUUGAUGGCAUUGCUGCCCAGUUCCUUGCAAUCCUACAGACCCUGGGUGUCCCCCACCGUCGUACUCUGCAAUGCAAGGCACCCACUGGAUCUAUUGAUGACAUCACACUAGAUAUUUACCCAGAACUCUUUGUGGCCGGUGUGGAUUUAAUCUCCGGUAGCAACAAUGGCCGGUUAUCACAUUUCGAUCCUGAGGUCCACCCUUCCUGUAUUGAACUGUCCAGUGCGUCACUUCUUGAUUUAUCUGAGCAAGGUAUUAUCUCCAUAUUAAUUCAUGCGAUUGUCGACCGUCCUUUGGUAUUCGCGAGACAGUUACGGAUUGAGAGACUUACAAUUAUCUGAAAAAUAUAAACAGAACUUCUACGUUAAGGCCCUUCCCAACGAAGGAACUUAGGGACUGUUUGCAUGAUCCUGCUUUGCCGGGGGGAAGUCACGGUUCAUGAUUCACAAAACUACAUUAUUUUUGUAGUGAUAGAUUACAAUAUAAUUGUAAACAAAAGGUUGUUCAAGCAGCAGUUCAAUCUUCUUGAACUACGAGAUCUUCUCGACAACAUUUGACUUCUUUUAACCGUCGUUUGAACUUUCGUUUGAGGUAACUUAUUUCAAUACAUCAAAAUCAUCCCACCUUCCAUCUUGUUGGCCAUUUAGACCAUGUACAAUAUGGUCUUGCACACUUUCUAUGAGUAUACGAGGUAUUUUUAAAUUUUUUGUCACUGUUUUUUUCAUCAAUUCUGUAGGAGUUGAUGGCAUUCCCCUUCCGUUCGUGGUGAAAUUCAUUAAACUAGCUUUCAGUUAUGAACAAUGGGAGGUCAUUGAGGUCAUACUGCAACCAUUCAUGGCAUUACUUAGGACACAAGCACAGGUUGUCCAAACGCCUGCCUAUAUCAUGUCCUUGCAGCUCUUGGCUGCCAUGGAGCCGUUCUUUAAUACAGCUGGUCGGAAACAGAAGAAAGGAGUAACUUCUAAUGAAAACACUGUAAAUGAAAAUUCACACGGUAGGUGAAAGGGUUAUGGUAAGCAUUUCAGACGUUGGUCAACUUGGGAGUGUUGGAACUCAUAUGUUGUUUUUCAAAAUUAGGUAAUAAAGGCAAUACAUCCCCUGCAGACGAGCUUUUGGUUGUGGCAAAUAUUCUUAACGGGUUUUCGAGUGAGCUUCCGAAGGUAUGUUUCUGACAUACGAUUUUCAGUGAAAGGACGGUUCAAAAUGGACAUUGGGGUGUUGAUGACAUCAUAGAAGGAUUUUCUGGGGGUGCAGGGUCUACAUCAUAGAAGGAUUUUCUGGGGGUGCACCCUACCUCUGCCCCCAUUAGCGACUGUACCCCCCAGACCCCUGCUGCAGCUUGCUCGGCAGCGCUACGCGCCCCCCUCCUCGCUUACCUCCACCCAGAAUUUUCGGCACCCCCCCCCCAAUUGAAAUUUGAAAAUCCGUCUAUGGAUGACAUAGUGCUCCAGUUUGACUUCACCAAACACCGCACGUAUUCUUCUGGUUAGCUCCGGUUUCCUUCAGUUCAGAGCUGAUAGAGCUGACCAUCAUAAAUAAAGUUAGUUAGUUCAUGUAUCCACAUGUGUAUUUCCCCUAGUUUUCAAAAUACUGCUUAAUAUUAGACUACGACAUAGUCUCCACGAGCGUGACGCAGCCAACUUAAUAUCUAAUCCGUUGUUAUGCGUUUCAGUCUUCGUUGCCAUACGUAGAUGUGGAUAUGAUCAUUGAUGCCACGUUGUUUCUUUGGAAUCGUUGUAAACCGUACUUUCAACGAGUCGUGUCUUGCAAUCAAGAAAGUUGUCGUCAUGUUCUGAAUGAUAAGGAUUGUGAUAAGGUAAUUUCCGCCCUUACUUAUCCAACCCUACUGUCUUCACUCUAAAAACACUGCGGGUUUUCUAGUUUUCUAUGGGUAGUAGUGACACUUUAUUAGGAUAUGUUCCUAACUGGAACUGGUAGAGCUAUGUACAUAAAUAAAGUUAGUUAGCUCAGGUUUUAUUCUGCACAUAGGCGUUCAAGAGGGACGCUUGUGGACUGCAACCCCCCCCCCCCCCUGAACAAAACAGGUACAAUUAUCUGUUAUAAAAAAGAUUAGUCAUUUAGUUCAAAUCAAACGUAAAGAUGCCAUCCGCGUUGUGCAACUGUUGUCAUGUUUUUACUUUAGUGGCUGUUUAUUCUCCUUACAAUUGACAACGUGCUACAUUGGAGUGGUUUGUCAGACGUUGAUCCCGUCGUUGCUGCUGAAGUUGCCUUGAAACUUGCUCUGGUUUUGGAAUGCAGGGCAUCGUUUAUAGCUCGAGCGAACAACGCUCCUGCUUUGCCCAAAAUGGUAAGAAUAAGCACCUAUCAGAGUAUGGAAUAAUGCAGGGCUGCCGAGAUGGGGGGCAGGGGGGGGGGAUUGCCCCGGGCCCCCACCUUAAUAGGGCCCCAACUUGAGAGCGAGAGCCUGAAAUUGAGUAGGUUCUUUAAAUUGGUCAGAGCAUUUUUUACAUUGAGGGACCCUUACAGUACCUCCACAUGCAGUCUAGUUGGGUCUAGCUUAAAAAUAAUGAUGUCAUGGGUUAUCGUCUUGUAACAAGGUUGAUGAGGCCAACAGACUGGCAACAAGUUGUUCCAACAAGUCUGAUAUCGUCUGCACGUAACAAGUUGUUGAUGAUAACAAGCUCGUAGCAACUUGUUGCGAACAACCUGUAUUAGAUUUGUUGGGAUCGACAAGUGAUAGAAUGAUGACAACUUGUUCCAGACUUGUCGCAACAACUGGGAACAAGCAGUGCGGACACAUUCUAAUAUCGGCUUGAUAACAACCUUGUUACGACGUGUUUGCAGAUCGGUAACAACUUGCGCGUUUUGCGUGUGUACCAGUAGCUCAUUCGUUCUUUAUUUUUAUAUGUAGCCACAAGUAAACGAGGCAGUAAAUUUCGAGCAAGCCAAAACUGAAGAGAAUGCAGAGGCAAAAACCGAGGAAGUUCAAACUGAGAGUGAACCUUAUAAAGUUGUUUUUCCUAAUACCUUUCUUGAUCUACUAUACAUGGCGUUUAAUAUCCUUGAGUCAAGUGUCGAGAGAGUCAGUGAAGCGAGGGAAAAAAUGGCAAAACUAUCUGGCGGUGAAUCUGUUGAUAAUAAUAAGGUUUGGUUACGAAACUUUUAGUUUUUUUACGAAAGUAUGGUAUUGGUGUUUUUUAUGGUGGUAUGAUGGUGGUGGCGAUGAUGGUGUGGGUGGUGAUGUGAUAGUGCUGGUAAUAAUUAUGGUGGUAGUGGUGGUGGUAAUGGUGUUGGUGUUGGUGGUGACAAUGAUGGUGAUACUGUUGUUGGUGGUGGUAGAUGAUGGUUAUGGUGGUGACAGUGGUAAUGGUUACAGUAGUAGUGGUGGUAAUGAUCAUGGUAGUGGUGGUAAUGAUGGUGGUAUUAAAUGGUUGUGGUGACGAUCAUGGUGAUACUGUUGUAAGUGUUGGUGGUGGUUAAACGCUUCCAUGAAAAUGUACAUGCAUGUACUCAAAUUUUGCGCUACUCUCAUUUAGACAAGCCAAAAUUCACCAGAAGCACAAGAGGGUCGCGAUAAACCUCAAAAUUGUUCAAAAAACGACAUUGACAUCCAAAUCAUCCAUUUGGAGCUAUUGUUUAAUUUAACACGAGUGCUUGCGAAGCUGAAAAGCGGACGAAGUGAUUCCGAGAUGACAUUAGGUUUAGACAAGACUAAGAGUUCUUCAACUAUGUCACGAUUUCAAGUUGAAAGUUCCAAAUCACAGGACACUUCUUGGACAGCUGAUAUGGUAAAGAGAUACAACAAACUUCCAUUGACAAGAGCGCUACUUCUCAUGCACAUAACGCAAAUUCAAGACACUGCAAGUGAAACUGCACAGCAAAACCUUCAGGUAAGAGUAUCCUGGGAACAAUGUCAUAAUUUGUUAAGAAGUUGUGUUACCACUUACCAUUGCCGUAGUUUGUGUCUAAACUACACUGUAUGUUGAAUUGUGAAAUAACUAGACUAUCGCCUGUAUUCUGAAAGCUCACUCACACUCAAAGAGUAGAGGUUCAAUCUGAGCUUCUCCCGAGUGUCAGUGCUGUUUUUGACUAGCUGGAUGGCUGGCAGUCAAAAGGUUAGUUACGACACUAACCCUUCGGCUAUUCAAAAACAGCAUUGACACUCAAGAAAAGCUCAGAUUGAACCUCCACUCUUUGAGUGUGAGCGUGAGUGAGCUUUUAGAAUACAGGCGUAAAUAUUUCAUGGGGUAAAUACGAACCUAAAAUUAAUAUAAUUUUGUGAUUGGCUUUCUUAAACAAAAGAAUCACGAAAUCUUUUCGUACAGAUAAGGUUGGUGGCGUCCCGGUGUUUUUUUUGUGAAAACACCAGUUUCCAAUAUACGUGGUGGUUCCAUAAAUCUGGUUUCAAUAAGCAUUACAGGACAGCAAAUGGCUCUAUAGGCAAAGUGACGAACUUUCCAGAAGGGUGUAUUCUAUAAAUUUGCCUCCAUAUACAAGACUGCUUCAUAUAAUGAAGAAACUUAACAUUAUUCCUUACUUUGAUCACUGUCGAUUGACUAUCAUCCGCUGAUAGUGCUCUGUGACACCCACAAUGUAAACAAUAAACGAUUUUUUUUACAAACGAUUUUUCAACUUCUAUUCCAAAGGAAUGUUACGAUAUAAUCAAGAAAUCUCAAACACAGGAGAAAGUGUUAGCGUCAAGAUGCAAGACUCAUAAUUCUGAAAACGCAGAAGCCAUGGCUGUUCCACCUCCUCCCAUCUUAAUCUUUCGCAGUUCAUCGGGACUAACUUUAAAACCAGCGCCGUUUAAACCUCUGUGCCAGAAGAAGGUAAUAAUAAGUGAUAUAUACUGUAUAUUUGAAUAUUUGAAAUAAACUAAACUAAGUUUAUUUAUCCUAGAUAGCUCUAUUAGUUCUAAACUAUUUUCAGUAAGUGCCUUCCUUUAUUAGUCGAGUAUUACCACAGGAGCAAACCAGAGUACUCAGAGAACAGGGACUCUCUCCUCCGCAGAGGCUUUAGUUUUUUUAGGAUUUAAUAUUACGAUGAGAUACAUUUCACUACACUUUACAUGGCGGAUCUUGGAACACGAGCGUAGCCGCUGGGCGAAGGAGCGCAGGCGGCAAAGGGAAAGGCGAAGGAAUGCGCGGAACAGGGAUGUAUCCGCCAAGAUCUGGUAGAGGAGGGGGGUGCUCAUCGACCCAUGGUCAUGGUAAUAAUUUGGAGAUACGCACAGCAGUGUUCUGUAGAAUGAGCGAAACAUUGUCCCCGGAAGGGUUCGGGGGCAUAAUUGUGCAAUGGUGACUGGAUAUUGACUUUCCAAAUUGAAAAAAGUCAAUGUGAAAAUGAAAUUGCACUCCCCUUUGCCAAGGCUAACAGGAGUGCGCACCUCCCCCUCCCCGCACCGCAACCCCACUCCCCCAGUAAAUCCAUCCCUGGCAGAGAAACGAGAGUUACCAUGCAUCAAACUGAAAUUAAUCAGACAACUGCAUGCUGCAGAAUUCGAAGCCCAGACCAAGAGGUGAAAGAAACAUGCACCAAGCUAGCAUGCCAACAACUAUACAUAAUUUCGUUAUUUUCUCUAGGUAUACUGGUAUCGUUUAUUUGGUUGUUCUGCAAGCGGCAGUAAUGUGAAAGUAAGAUUGAAUGACUCUGAUCUCGUUGGAACUGGAAUAGAGGUGGGUCAUAGUUCUCUGUUUCUUGGUGAUGAUGGUGGUGGCGGGAUGAUGGUGGUGGUGGGAUGAUGGUGGUGGUUGUGGUGGUGGUGGUGAUGAUGGUGAUGGUGGCAUGGUGAUACGAAAGCUACGGAUUGAUAGAGGGAUACAACUACCUGAAAAAUGCAAGGACAACCUCGACGUUUCGAGCAAAGGCCCUUCGUCAAGAAGUUGUAGUUUCGACGAAGGCCUUCGCUCGAGACAUCGAAGUUCUCCUUCUAUUUUCCAGGUAGUUGUAUCCCUCUAUCAAUCCUCAGCUUUCUUAUCAUUGGCACUAACUACACUAGCACAUACCGUUCGUGAUGAUGAUACCACAGAAUAGUGGCAAGCAGAAGAUCAACUUCUUGGAUUUUCCCCGGUUUUUCCUAUGAUUUUGGCUAGGACCAUGGCGUCAGCAUUUUGAUGACGAAUCAUGGCGUGGCAGCAGUUACGCUUUUUUUGCUGAGUCGACCUUUUGUGUGUCUUUAUUCUGUGAUGAUACUGCAGGAAUCAAACCCUGAUCGGAGAGGUGGAAGACACAUGCACUAAGUGCCAUCACAUCUCCAAUUCUUGUAUUUCUAGGUGCCAGCAGGUCCAAACUGCAGAUUUUAUGUCACGAAUCUUGGUGAAGGAGAAAGAUAUGUGUUUGCUGUUGCAGCAUAUGACAAGAAUGGUGAUCUUAUUGGGGGAGGGGUGGGUCCCACAGGUCAGGCUUGUCCUGCAUCACAUCCUAUGCCUAUGAUUAUGACUUGGGCAUAUCUAACACAGGUAAACACUUUCUGCUUUAAAGUUAAAGGUAGGGGCGCUAAUUUUCUUUCCUGGCAAUGGACCUUUCCCCUUAUAACUAAAAUUUCGAUCUAGACAAAAAUUUCAUCACAGUUUGAAAGAGCAUCACAAAAUUAGUAAUAUUCCAAAGUUUUGUUGCAAAAUCUUGUAAAAUGCGGAUAAUAUAGCCUUGCGAAGUUUGCCGUUUUUCAGUCAUUUUGUAUUACAAACGGGAAAUUGACAUCCGAUUCGGGUGUUGGGGCUGCAAUUUCCCGUUUGUAAUCUAAAAUGACUGAAAAUUGCAAACUUCGCAAGGCUCUAUGUUGCCCAUUUUACAACAUUUCGCAACGAAACUUUGGAAUAUUACUAAUUUUGUGAUGCUCUUUCAAGCUGUGAUGAAAUAUUUGUCUACACUUGCCUAAAUCAAAAUUUUGGUUAUAAGGGGAAAGGUCUAUUGAUUGCUGAAUUGGACACAACUCAGACAGUGCCAAGUUGAAGUAUUACUAGAACGAAUUGCAGCUCAGGCUGCCACCAGACGACCAAUGCCUGAUCCCGUGUAUAGCUAAGGUGGAGGAAUAGUUUUUGGCGUGGGAAGAAAACUGGAGUACCCAGAGAUUACAGAAGUAUCUCGGAUGCACAGCAGGAAACUAACCACAACUCUGCUUGUAUGAGUUUUCAAGAACAGCUACAGGUGAAAACGAACAACCUGUCCCUGGUUGAUAUCUGCUGCACCCUCAGAACAAGUUGUCAACAAUGUUGUUACAGCAUUGUUCAGUUGUAACAGUUCCGUAACAACAUUGUUGACAACUUGUUCUUAGGUUGCAGCACAACCGUGUUCAAGCUUGUCGAUAUCAACCGGGAACAGGUUGUUCGUUUUAACGCGUGUAGGAAGUUAAUAUCCAACCCUCUACCUACCUAUUAGGCUUCAUUUGGCAAGAAGUAGCGCGCUAACUACGUCUGUACUACAUAAUAUAUCAUCUUCACUAUAAGCUGCCGUGGUUUGUGUUUGAAAUACCUGAAAAGAGUAAUCAAUCAUAGUUCUGACUCAAAUACAAUAUAGUUCUAACCCAUACAAUACUACCUACACUCGACCCUCGCGCUAAUUAACCACAUUAAAAUCUCUAGGCCGCAUACAGUUGUGGUGUUUAUGACAUAGCGAGGACUUCAGCGCAAGUUUUAUGGAACUAUUUUAUACCUGAUGAAAACACGUCUAGUGAUAAACAUCUUUCACUUCCUGAUGGCCAGUUGACACUCAAUGUUCAUCGAUGUGAUGAGAAAAAGCUCACAGAAAGCAACCAAUCCUUGGUUCGUCAGUUUGUACAAAGUGUGUUUAUAUCCGUGGAUAUUGCGGUCCAGGAUGGAAAACUUUAUUGCGAUUCAUUGUGUGAUUACGGAGCAUUAUUACCUGGACAGGUAACGUGUAAAAUGAAUUAAUAAUUCAUGAAAAAAAUUCAAAAGAAAUCAAUGUUUAAUGAGUUGUUGUAUCGACAUGUACAAAAUUAUUCUGAUUUGCAUAAUAUUUUCCCUCGAUUUUCUCAGGUAAAAUCACUUCUUUUGGAUAAUUUCUUAAAAUACAAAUGUUGAAAUCGUUAUACGUUUCACAAGCUGAAAACAGCAUUCGUGUCGUGUUGUAUCAGACAUGCAUCCUCUUGCCUUCGGCUAUAUCUGAUACAAGACAUACAACACGGUCGUAUAAUUUAUAUUACACUGAUUUCUUACCUUUCGCCGUUUCGUACUUACAGUAGCUCUUUCUUUCUUUCCAUUCCAUACUUUCAUUCCUUUUGUUUAUUCUUCCUUUUAGCUUUCUUCCCUUCUGUUAUAAAUUCCUUUCUCCUCUUCUUCCAUUCACCCGUCCCUACCUACACUUAUUGCUUCUUGAAAUGUUUAUAUGUUGUGGAAAUGCCAACUGAUUACACUCAUGGCCUUUGCUGACAAAUGUCAAGCGAAAAACAACCUACCUACCUGUUUUUUUUCCAAACUAUGAAACUGGAACCACAUGAUAUUUUUGUUAGGCCCAACCCUUGUUUGUUUUCGUCCAUCCAUCCUUCCCUUCUUCAUUCGAUUCUCCUUUUCUUCCCCUCAGUCCUAUUUUCUCAUUACCAAUUCUCAUUUCGUCCUAGAUCCUGCGAAUGCGGCAAUGUGAAAAAAUGUUACUUGUGCUUCAAAUGUCGUUGUGGUUAAAUGACAAUAGCAUGGUUUUACAAUGUCUGACAAGAUGUUAUGGUUUAAUCGCUCCUCUUUUACAACUCAAGAUUCCUUCAAAACCUGUACUGCAGGUAAUAUUACAAUUAUCUAUAUCUCUGGACAAGCAGUAUCGCAGAGUUCGCAGUAACAUAGGAGCUUGAUAAACUUAGCGGGAUUCCACGAUGCCAUGCACCAUGAUUGGCACCGAGCGGGAAAAUUCUGAGUCUAGAAUUCUGAGUCUUUAAUAUUGUUUAUUUUCUCCAGGUUCUGCUUCAGUGCUAUGCAGUUAUUCAGGAGAUCCCUACGUUGAACCGCUUUCGCAAGAACUCCAUGACCUACGACAGUUUGUAUCAUCUUAUUGCAGCGACGACGCACUAUUUAACUAAG